UCGCGGAGAUGAUACGCUACCAGGUGCGGAACGAGUACGGGCUGGCGGAUCCGGACCUGUACGCGCCGGAGGAGGAGGAUGACCCCGAGGCGCUGCUCGAGGGCGUCGCCAUGGCGGGACUUGUCGGCGUCCUACGACAGCUCGGGGAUCUCGCUGAGUUUGCCGCGGAAAUUUUUCACGACCUGCAUGAAGAUGUGAUGGCCGCUGCUUCUAGAGGGCAUGGUUUGAUGCUUAGGUUGCAGCAGCUGGAGGCGAGUUUCCCAUGA
Messenger RNA from Lolium perenne, 266 nucleotides. The record is from RefSeq and is a predicted model, not a curated record. Lineage: Eukaryota; Viridiplantae; Streptophyta; Magnoliopsida; Poales; Poaceae.